AUGGAAGGUGGUCGACGCGUUGACUCAGCCAAGACUCGCGCCUGCCUAAACACCAAAUCGUCACGCCCACACGUGAUCCCCGAGCCCACCCCGCCGAGGUACAACCUUAAAGUGGAUCUUAACUUGGGGGAUUGGAAUAGCGGGGAAGAUAGGACUUUUACACGUCUCUGCGAAAUCUGGAUGGAAUCGGGUUUCUGGCCGGGCUACCUUAGUGGUGCCCUUGGGAUUAUCAUCGGAAACCCGUUAGAUGUGAUUAAGGUUCGGCUACAGGCAGGCGAUGCGGCUCAUGUCCCCUCAUCCCACCUAUCCGGAAUCGAGAGAGCGAGCUCACUUGUUCGAGGCGCAGCAGCCCCGAUCUUAGGAUAUGGAGCCCUCAAUGCAGUUCUCUUCAUGGCAUACAAUCGAUUGCUCAUGACUAUGGAUCAGUCCGUUGUGGACCCCACUAAUCCAGCGGGGGUAUCUUUGUAUAAGAUCUGGAUUGCUGGUGCCGCAGGCGGACUGGCCAGUUGGACGAUCUCUGCUCCAACUGAAUUUAUCAAAUGUCGAGCACAGAUGGAUUCCCGCCCCGAGGUCUCCUCGUGGUCGGUUGCCAAGGAUAUAUAUAGGCACCGCGGAUGGAGCGGACUCUACUACGGAGGAGGCAUCACAGGUGCUAGAGAUGCAAUUGGCUAUGGGUUUUAUUUCUGGUCUUAUGAGCUCUGUAAACGACUUAUGACAUCUGAAGAUGAAACCUCCAACCAGGCAGCUAUGAAGGUUCUCCUAUGUGGUGGUAUCGCUGGCAUCGUGACCUGGGGCUCAGUCUUCCCUCUGGACAUGGUCAAAACACGACUCCAAGCGCAGACAAUGCAUGACAUGCAUACCCUUCCAGAGUCCGCAGAACGCCAACCGAUUUUACGCCCGCGCCAGACACUGACUACAUUCCAAAUUGCUAAAGCAACUUAUCAAGUUGAGGGCUUGAGGCCCUUUUACAGAGGACUGGGAGUCUGCAGUAUACGAGCCUUCAUUGUGAAUGCCGUCCAGUGGGCGGCAUAUGAGUGGUUGAUGAAAAGCUUUAAUCAACCAUUGAGCCUCGAGCCGACGACCCAACAUAUCUAA
Molecule: messenger RNA, 1095 nt
Organism: Penicillium verhagenii
Lineage: Eukaryota; Fungi; Ascomycota; Eurotiomycetes; Eurotiales; Aspergillaceae
Exons: 4
Coding region: 1-1095 (364 amino acids)
Biological process (GO): transport
Molecular function (GO): transmembrane transporter activity
Source: RefSeq, a predicted model, not a curated record